AUGGCCUCUCUCACACCCUACCUCCGUCAAACCAUCAGGCCUCUCGCCACCUCCCUGUCUUCUUCCUCGUCGUCGUCGUUAUCAUCGAGAGCAGCGUUUUCGACGUCGUCUAUCCAACGAGGUCUGAAGGAAAGCGACAAAGACCGCGACAAUCUAAACGUCGAAUACGACAGCCACAAGCAAGAAAAUCUGAAAAAUAUCAAGGCCGGAAAGGCGUAUUGGCGCGAAGAACUGGCGAGCGAGAGUGAGGCAGGCGUUAAAGCGGAUCGGGGAGAGGCGUCGAUUACGGAGAAUGAUAUCAAGGGGUUGAAAGAAGAGGCUGUUAAGGGUGGUGGCAGUGCGGGGAGGAAGUGA
Molecule: messenger RNA, 354 nt
Organism: Talaromyces atroroseus
Lineage: Eukaryota; Fungi; Ascomycota; Eurotiomycetes; Eurotiales; Trichocomaceae
Exons: 2
Coding region: 1-354 (117 amino acids)
Source: RefSeq, a predicted model, not a curated record